UUUUUAUCGAAAAACUUGAAACAUUGUCUUUCCGCGUUGGAAAGCACCUAUAAAUGCUUGCGCAUCCUGCUUGUCUCCACUGUUCCUCUUAGUGUUUAUGUUCAUAUUCAUUUUGGCGUAAGAAGUAAGAAAGUGCAGGUGGUUCACUACAGUUGUUCUUUUCCUAAGGACGCAGUUCCAAUUCUACAUCGUAUAGAUUGAAGGAUAUUGAAUGCUGAAAAGACGAAAAACAGAAAAGAAGAUGGCGGCACCUCAUCCGCAAGAUGGCCAUGGGCAUCACAAGCGCGCCGCUUUGGCUGCGAGCAAGAGUGUUGCGCAGAUUAAAUAUGAUCAGAAGCGCUUCGAGCAUUUGCUCGGACAAGAAGACCGCGAGGGGCAUGUUGCACCGGCGACACGCAAAUUGUUGCGUCAACGCUCUUCGUUCUUCACCGACGCGCACGACCCCGCUACAGGAUUUCCGAUCUACCUGCCUCCAGGCCAGAUUCGCAGCGGGCGCACUGUCCGUGGAAAGAUGGGCUACCUUGUGCGCUUGCCCGCCGACUUCGACCCCGCGAAGAAGUACCCCUUGCUCGUGUACUUUCACGGAGGAGCGACCUUCGCGGCAGCGGACGCCCCGUUCCCCGAAAAGAUCCGCCAGGAGGGCCAUGAGCCGGACGAUCCGUGGAAUCUGUUGGAUCACGACAUCUUGGCCUUUGAGAAGGGUUGCAUCUUUCCCCUCGUUGCGCAGGGUGUGCACGGAGUCCCGUCGCCGGAGGACCUUGCCGCGCAAGAGAGUGGUGGCAAGACCAGCCUCGAGGAAAGAAUGGAGGUGCACCGGCAACACUCACGGGAAGCGGAAAAAGAUGCGUUGCCCUUGUCGGGAGACUGUGUCAUGCUGGCUCCGCACGUGAACAAGGGGCACCUGGAUGACGACAACGGGUGGUGGCAGUGGACGUACCCGGACGCGCUGGAGAACACCAUGGACAUGAUGGACCUGCUCUUGAACCAGGGCGUCAGUGUCAAACUUGAGCCACCCGCGUAUGACGGAUCGUCGGACGGCGCAAAUUCGCACAAGAUUCAGCUAGACCCGCAGCGUAUCUACCUCACGGGAAAGAGCGCUGGAGGAACGGGCUGCAUUUCCACGGCACUGGCGAUCAACGGCUACGACUUCUUCCGCUGGCCGAACCGGCAUGACUUCAAGGCCCUGUGCAAGGACUGGAAAGUCGCUGGCAUUGCUGCAGUUUGUCCGAAAGUUGGGCGCAACAACCCACACCACCCCCAUGAGGGCGACGAUUACGGCCUCUACGACAAAUUGGGCGUUCCGCACCCGACGCCUGCGCAGCAGGAGCUUGAGCACUGGCUGAUGACUCCCUACUACCCGUCUCCCCAGCCACACGCGGAGGACGAUGCGAACAAAGCCGGCGGCGACAGAAAAAACGUGGACUGCCACUUGACUGCGCACAUUGUUCACGACGACCAUACGAAUGACGUCUUGGUUCCCGAGAGCGCGGGAGGGAAGUACGUGAGCGAUGACGCAACGCGCCGCAUCCAAGGUCUGCUCCGACUGCAGAUUCCUAUUUGGAUUUUUGUGGCGGAGGAAGACAAGUGGCACGCCGAGGUCUACGCGGAUCACUUUUUUGAGACCUGCAAGGCUGCGUUGGUCGAUAAGAAAGUCGAUCCCUCUGUGGACGCUUUCAAACCAAGUACGGCCGCAGACGAUAUCCUCAGCCAAAAGUACUUCUGUGCGACCAUUGCGGACUUUUCGGGCAAGCCUGGGGCAAAGCGCGUGCAGGACAUUUGCCUAGCGUCGACGGGAGAAACGCGUGUGCGCUACACUAAGUAUUACAAAGAGUGCGAAUACGGACAUGCAAGCUGGGUAGCUGCUUACCAGGAUCCACACUUCUGUAAGUGGUUUACGGCACACGACAGCGCAAGAAGUGCGCAAUUGUGAGAGGAAAUCGAAUGCCGACAUCGACAAAUACAAAUGUAUUAUAGUCCAGUGGAAGCGGAAGAUGAUGAGGAACAGGAAGAUGAAAGUACUUAUUUUUAUUGAAGAUUUUUUGUGAUAAUAGUGAGCCGGCACCCCUGCUGCAGUGCUACCACAUGCGUCUAAGUUUAGUGAAAAUUUCUUUCUAUUCAUGAAACACCAGCGUAGCAUUCAAAUCCUAUCCUAUCCUACACCAGCGUUAGCGUAGCACUAGCAGAAAGCAUACCAAUAGAGCUGCGAGAAUAGUAUUCGAAUCGUGUGUAGAUGACGGAAAAGGGAUUUGAAAAGCUUUGCGUGAAAAUGAAAUCGUUGAUUCUAAGCCAGACUCAGUGCGGUUCAGUUCCUCGCUAAGGGCAAGAAGACGAGUCUGGCAGUCCGAUCUUUUUUGGGUUUUUGGUCCAACUUGAUUAAGAAAAUAUGGCAUCGAGCGUAAGCGUAUGAUGGUCAUCGUGAAACUCAUGGUAGGUGGACAAUAUAUAAGAACAAAUAAUCUGAUGAAGUAACAAACUAGAAGUACUCAAGCAGUCGCAUUUAUUGCGAUGUUUGACGCAAAGCCACGAGG
This is a messenger RNA of Amoebophrya sp. A25, 2528 nucleotides long. Lineage: Eukaryota; Dinophyceae; Syndiniales; Amoebophryaceae. The record is from the annotation of a GenBank genome assembly.